Messenger RNA from Nycticebus coucang (slow loris), 5122 nucleotides. Its product is annotated as cytochrome P450 2U1. The coding region runs from base 133 to 1767 and encodes 544 amino acids. NCBI's taxonomy places the organism in Eukaryota, Metazoa, Chordata, Mammalia, Primates, Lorisidae. Gene Ontology annotation, biological process: xenobiotic metabolic process. Gene Ontology annotation, molecular function: iron ion binding; oxidoreductase activity, acting on paired donors, with incorporation or reduction of molecular oxygen, reduced flavin or flavoprotein as one donor, and incorporation of one atom of oxygen; heme binding. The transcript is spliced from 5 exons. Gene Ontology annotation, cellular component: cytoplasm; intracellular membrane-bounded organelle. The record is from RefSeq and is a predicted model, not a curated record.
UCCGCGGCUCCCCGGCCCGCCCCCGACCUGCCCACGCAGAGCUCGCCACAGGCCAAAGAGUCGAGCGGCUGCGUGCGCGUGCCCUAGGGGGAGCCAGAUGAGCCUGAGGCUACCGCCGCCGCCUCCCCGACUAUGUCCUCCGUGGGACCGCGGCAGCCCCCGGCAGAAAACCCCUCCUGGCCUGCGAGCCUCGGGCGCGUGCCUCCGGGGCUGCUGCCGCUGGGCCCGAGCGGCGUCGCGCUGCUGCUCUGCUGUCUCGUCGCGCUGCUCGGCUGGAGCUGGCUGAGGUGGCACCGGCUACGAGGCAUCCCCCCGGGGCCAACACCCUGGCCCCUAGUGGGCAACUUCGGCUACGUGCUGCUGCCGCCCUUCCUCCGGCGGCACAACUGGCUGAACCGCAGGGCUAGGGCCGCGGGGAUGGACAUCAAGGCCCUGGCCCCGCAGGUGCUCCUGGCUGAACUGGCCCGCGUGUACGGCAACAUCUUCAGUUUCUUCAUCGGCCACUACCUGGUGGUGGUCCUCAACGACUUCCACAGCGUGCGCAACGCGCUGGUGCAGCAAGCAGAGGUCUUCAGCGACCGCCCGCGGGUGCCGCUUGUCUCCAUCAUAACCAAAGAGAAGGGGGUUGUGUUCGCACAUUAUGGUCCAGUGUGGAGACAACAGCGGAAGUUCUCUCAUUCAACUCUUCGUCAUUUUGGGUUGGGCAAGCUCAGUCUGGAGCCCAGGAUUAUUGAGGAGUUCACAUAUGUGAAAGAGGAAAUGCAGAAGCAUGGAGACGAGCCCUUCUGUCCUUCCUCCAUCAUCAGCAAUGCCGUCUCUAACAUCAUUUGUUCCUUGUGCUUUGGCCAGCGCUUCGAUUACACCAAUAGUGAGUUCAAGGAAAUGCUUGGUUUUAUGUCACGAGGUUUAGAAAUCUCCCUGAACAGCCAGCUCCUCCUGGUUAACAUAUGCUCCUGGCUUUAUUACCUUCCCUUUGGACCAUUUAAGGAAUUAAGACAGAUUGAAAAGGAUAUAACUAGUUUCCUUAAAAAAAUCAUCAAAGACCAUCAAGAGUCUCUGAAUGGAGAGAACCCUCAGGACUUCAUAGACAUGUACCUUCUCCACGUGGAGGAGGAGAGGAAAAAUAACAGCAACAGCAGUUUUAAUGAAGAUUACUUGUUUUAUAUCAUUGGGGAUCUUUUCAUUGCUGGGACUGAUACUACAACUAACUCUUUGCUUUGGUGCCUGUUAUAUAUGUCCCUGAACCCCGACGUACAAGAAAAGGUUCAUGAAGAAAUCGAAAGGGUCAUUGGUCCCAACCGAGCCCCUUCCCUCACAGACAAGGCCCAGAUGCCUUACACUGAAGCCACCAUCAUGGAGGUACAGAGGCUGACCGUGGUGGUGCCGCUUGCCAUUCCUCAUAUGACCUCGGAGAGAACAGUGCUCCAAGGGUAUACCAUUCCUAAAGGCACAUUGAUUUUACCCAACUUAUGGUCAGUACACAGAGACCCAGCCAUUUGGGAGAAACCAGAGGAUUUCUACCCUAAUCGAUUUCUGGAUGACCAAGGACAACUUAUUAAAAAAGAAACCUUUAUUCCUUUUGGGAUAGGGAAGCGGGUGUGUAUGGGAGAACAACUGGCAAAGAUGGAAUUAUUCCUGAUGUUUGUGAGCCUGAUGCAGAGCUUCACGUUUGCUUUACCUAAGAAUUCUGAGAAGCCCAUCCUGACUGGAAGAUUUGGUCUAACGUUAGCCCCACAUCCAUUUAACAUAAUCAUUUCUAAGAGAUGAAAAGCAUCUCCAAAAGAUGGCAAAAAGAUACAUAAACAUAAUUAUAAAAUAUAUAAAUCUAUGUCCUAUAGAUUCUUCCUACUGUAAUUGGCAGUGGAUCCAGCAACUCAGCAUAUCCAAGUUAGGCUCCAAUUAGAGACAGAUUGGAUAAAGGGUAGAGCCCCAAGAAACUUUCAGAGGAUUCCUCUGCUGGAUACUUUGGCCAUUAUAGUAAUACAUGUCUAUGAUUUGGGGAAUGGGGACCAAACUACCAAGGAAACAGGAAAUAUGGAUUUUAUUUGCAGUGACUUCUACCAAUAAGCCUAUCUUCUCAUUGCUCAGUGCCUCAAACAUCUCAUGUGUAAAAUAAGGGUAACAAAACUUGCCUUCUUUAUACCUCUUAGUACUAAUGAAGGUCAAAUGCCUCAAAUAUUUUCUGAUAUCACAAAAAUGCUGUUAAAUUCUGGAGAAGAAAUUCAGGAAUAAAAGAAGAUCUUCCUCCUGGCUUAUUAAGACCUAUGGCAACAUGAAAGUGGUAUUCAGCCUGGAACACUUUAUUAGAGAGGGAUGGUAGAUUUUUUGGGUAAUACUAAGGUAGAACUUUUCUUAGCACAGAUUCUAUGUUAGUUUCUUUGAUCUUAUUCUGUUAUUUUUACCUUUUUGUUUAUGAUUUUAGUUUUUACUUUUUGUAAUCAUGGGAUGAAGUGGCCCUUGUCUAGUAUACAGAGGAAAAAAGAAAUUAAGAUUUUAAAAAAUCCCCUCUGAAGUUAUUGUCUAAAUUUAUAUGUCUGCCUUCUAGUUCAACUACGUGAACAGUGAGCCUGGCUAAAGAAGUGGUUUCAUCUGCAAAAUUCCUUCCUGCUGAAUUAUUUGCAAAGAUGUAGUUCUACUCUUUGACUUUAAGGCCUGAAGGGUGGCUUUGGGAAUCAUCAUACUUCGAUUCAUCAGGAAAGGUUUCUUCUUUCAUACUGUAUCUAAUAUUCCUUUUCUGUUUCCCCUGCUACCAGGCCCAAUGUAUCUGAUCCUUGAAUACACUCAAAGACAGGAAAGUAUUCUUACUCUUCAUUAAGGUAACUAAAUUGUUUGUUAAUACAGAAGACCCCUCCAGAACAGCACUUCUCAAUAGGGAUGGUAACCCCAGUCAUGGGAAUUUGGAAAUAUGUGCAUAUAUUUCUUGGUUAUCAUCAUGAUUGAGGUGCUACUGACCUUGUACUCCCUUAGGGCCAGGAUGCUAAAUGUCAAAGCAGUCUUUGUCCUGCUCAGUACACCAGAAUUUUCCCCAGUGAGAUCAUGCCCCAAAGAAUGAACACCCAUUUCCUUUAUUCUCCCACAGUACUCCAUGUACAGACGUAAUCACAGUAAUAAUAUGAGCAAGCAUGUUCCAAGCCUUUCCUUGUGCUGGUGCCAUACUGAAUGUUUUGCUUGUAUGCUUAUGUACUUCCUACAGAAAUUCUAUUAAGAGGAUGCCAUAUUGUAGUUGAUGAAGCUGAGGCUUAGAGAAGUUAGUUAAGCCAAGUAAUUAAAAAGCAUCACUGGGUUUGAACCUACUGGUUUCUGUCACUAGAGGGCGCUUUCUGAACCACUUCUCUGUGCUGCCACUGCUGGAUCUUAUAGCAGGCUACCCUUUAGGGACAGCUGUAGGUAUGUGUAUCUUUCUUCAUCAAGGACUGGGGUGCUGAGAGAAGGGUGUCAUACAGUGCCUUAGGCAUGCCCAGUCAACUUGUGAAUGAGUUAAGAAGUGUACUUAUGGGGAAAAUCUCACCCCAUUUGAGGGACUACAGGUCGCAAUUUUGUUGCUUAAAGGUAAUACAAAAAAUUUGUUAUUUGUUAAUGUCAAUUAAAGUCAGUUUUAAAAAAAUUACUGGACUUUUAUUUUUGUUCAUCAUUUAAAACAACCAUUUUGAACAAACUUAGAAUGGUGCCUUAACCGUUUAAAUACAACACAGAAUGUAAGCUCCAGGCCGCUAAAGACUAGGCCAUGCCCAGGGGCCUCUUAGUCACUUCCCUAAAGGAGGGGAGCAGCUACUGCCAUUCUUAUCCAUAGAGAAGGGGGCAAGAAAAGAUCCAGAGUGGUGGUUACUUUCUGAGUUAAACAAAAAGAAAAAAGAAAAAAUUCUGAACUUGAAUUAGCAAGGCCUCCUGUGACUUAAUCAUUUUUCCUUGCUCUGUUUUUCAUGUCAGUGGAGACACCACAUCUCCCUAAUGUCUGACUUCAUCUGUUUUUAGCCAACCUUUGGGUUGUGAGAUCUUCUUAGUCUGUGAGUGGCAUUCUAGGGCAAUUUUGAAUGCAAGGCUAGAUUUCUCCUUUGAAUGAGAGCAUUCUUAGGCAGACAUUUGCAUGUGCAAGAAAUGGAAAUAAUAACUGCUUAAUACAAAUAUAAGAGGAUGAGGAAAAGAACUGAAUAUUAUAUAAUCAGGUAUUGAUUGACUUUUGACUCUAUAUUCUUUAUAUUAUCUAUCAUACUGCUCUUUUCCUUUUUAGAAAUAUACUUAAACACUUUCAAUAUAGAUAAAUGAAAUACAGACUAAACUUUAGGUGCCUGGAAGAUUUUGGGUUUUUUUGUUUGUUUGUUUAAAAGGUAACAGACUAAAUUCAGAGGAACUGACUGAACAGAGAGCUUGUAUAGAUUUCAGAUGACAUGACGAAAGUGUGGAUUGCACUGUACCUUGAGCAAGGCAGUUUGUUCUUGAAAUGGAAUUCAUAUGCUUUUGAAUUGCACUAAUAACUUAUCAUAGCAAGUUUAUUACUCCUUGAUUUAUAUAUGUAUUUUCAGUAUUUCUUUUUUUUUUUUGUAGAGACAGAGUCUCACUUCAUGGCCCUCGGUAGAGUGCCGUGGCAUCACACAGCUCACAGCAACCUCCAACUCCUGGGCUUAAGCAAUUCUCUUGCCUCAGCCUCCCGAGUAGCUGGGACUACAGGCGCCCGCCACAACGCCCAGCUGUUUUUUGGUUGCAGUUCAGCCAGGGCUGGGUUUGAACCUGCCACCCUCGGUAUAUGGGGCUGGCGCCCUACCAACUGAGCCACAGGCACCGCCCUAUUUUCAGUAUUUCUUACCAAAGACUUUGUAGCUUACUCGAGAAAAAACAACAACAAAACUUGGGCUUUUUGUGAGAUUAUGUUGAAAACAGAUGUUUAUUAAACUUUAAAAUAAAAUGUCUCAAACUAUAGCACUUUAAAGACAUCUUUAUAUGGUAAAUUGCUGAAAGGACUGUUAAUGCUUUUCUCAUACAUGUUGGCAUUUUACAAUUUUGCACUUCAUAGUUUAUUUGAAUUAUACAAAUAAUUGUACUUGGUCUUAUAAGUCUGUCUGAUGUCUUGUGUUUAGUCCUCAUCUUUAGUUUCUGAUGCUUUUAUUAAACUUUUUACUUUAAUGGA